Messenger RNA from Hippopotamus amphibius kiboko, 948 nucleotides. RefSeq names its product thiamin pyrophosphokinase 1-like. The record is from RefSeq and is a predicted model, not a curated record. The coding region runs from base 1 to 948 and encodes 315 amino acids. Lineage: Eukaryota; Metazoa; Chordata; Mammalia; Artiodactyla; Hippopotamidae. Gene Ontology annotation, molecular function: ATP binding; thiamine diphosphokinase activity; thiamine binding. The transcript has 3 exons. Gene Ontology annotation, biological process: thiamine metabolic process; thiamine diphosphate biosynthetic process.
AUGGAGCAUGUCAUUACCCCGUUGGAACCCCUGCUUCCCACUGCUCUUCUAAGAGCCUGUGCUGAUGGAGGUGCCAACCGCUUAUAUGACAACGCUGAAGGAGAAAGGGAAAGCUUUUUGCUUGAAUUUAUCAGUGGAGACUUUGAUUCUAUUAGGCCUGAAGUUAGAGAAUACUACACUACUAAGGGAUGUAAAAUUAUUUCAACUCCUGAUCAAGACCAUAUUGACUUUACCAAGUCCCUUGAAGUGCUCCAAAAGAAGAUAGAAGGAAAAGACCUGCAGGUAGAUAUGAUUGUGACCUUGGGAGGACUUGCUGGGCGCUUCCACCAGAUUAUGGCGUCUGUGAGCACUUUGUUCCAAGCAACUCGAAUCACUCCUUUGCCAAUUAUAAUAAUCCAAGAGGAAACUCUCAUCUACAUGCUCCAACAAGGAAAGCACAAAUUGCAUGUAGAUACCGGAAUGGAGGGUGACUGGUGUGGCCUUAUUCCUGUUGGACAGCCAUGCAGUUGGGUUACGACCACAGGCCUAAAGUGGAACCUCACUGACCUGGUGAAACAAUUACCUAUUGCAAUCUUGAAAGGGUAUUCUUGUGUGGGAAUGUCCCUAUACAGUCUGUUUGUGUCCAGUGGCUUCAAUGAGAGAUCUGGAUCUGAUGUGAGUACAAGUCACAUCUUCCCCCAUAUUGCACUGGCGGCUAUCACCUUGGUAGGAAUUAUAGCUGCAGUUGGAGGAGCUAAAGCCAGACCCAAGUGUUUUCUUAAAACUUCCCUUCAAAGGGAAGGAAUGAGUGAAAACUGCAGUGGUCACAGUGCUCAGGCUUCUGCUGUUCCUGCUCUGACCAGUACUACAGGUGGCCAGUCCAUGCUGAGCAUUUUGGCCGAAGGCAGCUUCCAGAGCUUCCUUAGAACCCACCUGCUGUCCUCUGCACUGAGAUCAAAUGAAGUGUGA